UUAUCUAAGUUUAUCUUCCUGCCGUUAACCAUUCUCGCGUUUCAUCACAACGACACAGCUUGUACAGGUUUUGAUCUGACGCAUAUCGAAGAAAAAGUAACAGAUAGAAAGUGUGAAAGAGGUUCAAAGUCUUCUUUUUCUUUACAUUAGCGUAUGCGUCAUAAUAUUUGUACUGCGAAAUUUUCUCCUCGCGAUGGAAGAAUGGCGAGCAGAGCUAACACUCGGUGCAUUGUACAUCUCAUCAGCAAUCUUCUCCGUGACGUCGUUGAUCAGUCUGGUCACUGUUUGGCAGCAUUGGACAUGGAACCUGGACGUUUGCAUCAGCAUCGACUGCAGCUGCAUACUGUACGGGAUUAACACCUUCAGGACUUUCACGGGAGGCGAAGUGAAGUUUUGCCACUUUGGUGUUUACGGCUUGGUUCCUGCAAUUUUAAUUGGUUUAUGUCUCGGUGGAUACCACGCGUACAGAUGCUGUAUUAAUAGAAAUUUCGACGGGCCUGUGCGAGUCUACGAUAAUCCCAGGAGAAGCUUGAACGACGUUCCAAGAACAGUGGUAGUGAGGCCUAAGAGCAGGAGACCGUACAGACAAUGGCUAGCCGCUUUGUUUCUCGCGAUUUUAAUGUGUUGCCUGUCGUUUGCCCACGCUGUGAUAACGACGGGGGGUUACUACAAAACCUGCGAGCAGUACCGAAGAAGACUCAUAGAACUCCUGAACUCGACGGGUCGCGAAGCUGAGCUGAUACACGACAGACUCUCGUGCGGGGCGAUCUUUGAUUUCAUGGAUUAUUUAGAACCACAACUAGCCGAUUGGAGACGCGACAAACUCGUUGACACUGGCAUCGCACUGCAAUUGGCGAUAAUAUUCACGUGGUUAAACGUCUGCGCUUGGAUACUAGCGUUCCUUUUAAACUUUGUUAUGGCGCGCAAGAGAAUCUGUUGCUGCGAAUGAAACGAUCAUCCCCUAGAUUGUAAUUAGGACUAAAUCAUUGAAGCGUUGGAAUAUUUCAACAGAAAAAUAUUCGCAAGAUCAAUUCUGGGAGAGAUCUGAACCAAAUUCUGGUUGUAUUAACUAAUAGACCCCGUACAAUUACUCUCAUGAGCGCUCUUACGCGCAUAUAUUCUUCUUAUUUACUUAAACUAAAUGCAUAAUGGUCAUACAAU
Hylaeus volcanicus is the source of this 1161-nucleotide messenger RNA. RefSeq lists its product as uncharacterized. The transcript is spliced from 5 exons. Bases 194 to 949 code for a protein of 251 amino acids. NCBI's taxonomy places the organism in Eukaryota, Metazoa, Arthropoda, Insecta, Hymenoptera, Colletidae. The record is from RefSeq and is a predicted model, not a curated record.